GUGUAUGGGCAGCUAGCUGGUGCUGGGCACAGGUCUGGGCAGAGCGUGGCUCCUGGUAGAGGGCCAUAGCUGUCCCAUCACUGCCGCCUUCUCUUUGCUCGGGGGAUUACAGCAGGGAAGGUGUGUGAGAGUCUGCACAAGUGGCUGCCUGCUCCGCAGAUUCCUGCUGCUCCCAGGUGAGGCUCGUGCACACCUCCGCUCCACGCUCCACACCUGGAGGGGCUCCGACCGACUCCGGGACUCCUGCAGGACGCCUCAUCAACCGCAAGGCCGUGGUCCUGUUGGAUUCCAGGUUGGGCGUCCCACUGUAAUCUUGAAUUAUCUGGAACCUCUUGGACACCCCAGUGAUGGCGACUGAGCACCCGGUUACUGCUUCUAUCCUGGCCCCUGAGCGUGGCCCUUAUGAACAAGAUAGACCGGUGGUACCAGAAGAUGUCUACUGAAGGAUUUACUGACAUAAUUGGAUCAGAACAUUACCCUUGAAGGUGUUACCAUAGAGGGUCUGAACCUGUACAGUCACUGGUGAAAAGUAAUGAGCAAAGCCCAGCGCAGAGGAAGGAGCCUCACAACAGGGGCCCCAUAUAUUGUGUGUGGAUAACUUUAUAGGCUCCUCUCCAGCCCUGCCCGAUCACCCUGAAGAAGACCGGACGGGAGUGGAAGAAACCAGGACAAGUGCAAGGAAGCCUUGGGAUGUCCAAGUCUCAACAGCCAUAAACCUCAGACCUCGCCAUCCUCUCCGCGCCUCAGGAUGGGGCCUUCCCUACAUGUCUCGCCCUAAUCUGCAGGAUAGUCACGCUGCGCCCUUCCACUGAAGACCCUGCAGUGCUGACCAUGCUCUGGCGCCCUCCGCUCCUGCUCUCCGCCUUGUCUUGGGUCCUGUUCAUGUUGCAGACUUCAGUAACAGCUGACGAGUGCACGGAGCGCUGCGACCUGUACCACGGACACUGUGACGAGGACGCUGUGUGCAGGUGUGACCCUGGUUGGGACGGUCAAUUCUGUGAGGACUGUGUGAGGAUGCCCGGCUGCAUCCAUGGUGUGUGCCACCAGCCCUGGCAGUGCAUGUGUCUGAGCGGCUGGGCCGGGAAGUUCUGCGACAAGGAUCUGCACAUCUGUGAGCGCUCCAGUCCCUGCCAGAACGGGGCAGAAUGCAUCAUUACCCCUGAGGGCGAUUAUUCCUGUGACUGCCCAGAAUCCUUCCAUGGCAAAAACUGUGAACUCAAGAGAGGGCCCUGCGAGGCACAAGGGUUACUAUGCCAGAAUGGUGGGACGUGCCUGGAUGACGGGGGCUACGCAGAGGUCUUCACGUGUCGCUGUUUGGCUGGUUACGUGGGUCGACUGUGUGAGACAGAUGUUGAUGACUGCCUGAUGCGUCCGUGCGCUAAUGGAGCCACCUGUGUAGACGGGGUCAACCGCUUCUCAUGUCAAUGUCCUCAAGGCUUC
Messenger RNA from Bufo gargarizans (Asiatic toad), 1440 nucleotides. RefSeq names its product delta like non-canonical Notch ligand 2 (gene DLK2). The transcript has 8 exons. Gene Ontology annotation, molecular function: calcium ion binding. Gene Ontology annotation, biological process: establishment or maintenance of epithelial cell apical/basal polarity; heterophilic cell-cell adhesion. The annotation marks the transcript as partial. NCBI's taxonomy places the organism in Eukaryota, Metazoa, Chordata, Amphibia, Anura, Bufonidae. The record is from RefSeq and is a predicted model, not a curated record. Gene Ontology annotation, cellular component: protein-containing complex; plasma membrane.